Molecule: messenger RNA, 1110 nt
Organism: Saccharomyces mikatae IFO 1815
Lineage: Eukaryota; Fungi; Ascomycota; Saccharomycetes; Saccharomycetales; Saccharomycetaceae
Gene: IDH2
Product: isocitrate dehydrogenase (NAD(+)) IDH2
Exons: 1
Coding region: 1-1110 (369 amino acids)
Biological process (GO): isocitrate metabolic process; tricarboxylic acid cycle
Cellular component (GO): mitochondrion
Molecular function (GO): isocitrate dehydrogenase (NAD+) activity; NAD binding; magnesium ion binding
Source: RefSeq, a predicted model, not a curated record
AUGUUGAGAAACACUUUUUUUAGAAAUACCUCGAGAAGGUUUUUGGCUACUGUAAAGCAACCUUCCAUUGGAAAAUACACCGGUAAACCAAACCCUUCCACCGGCAAAUAUACUGUCUCGUUCAUUGAAGGUGAUGGUAUUGGCCCUGAAAUUUCCAAAUCUGUGAAGAAAAUCUUUAGUGCAGCAAAUGUUCCCAUCGAGUGGGAAUUCUGUGACGUUAAUCCCAUCUUCGUCAACGGGUUGACCACCAUUCCUGAUCCUGCUGUACAAUCUAUUACAAAGAACCUGGUUGCUUUGAAAGGUCCCCUAGCUACACCAAUCGGAAAGGGUCACAGAUCUUUGAAUUUGACCUUGAGAAAGACAUUCGGUCUAUUUGCCAAUGUCCGUCCUGCCAAGUCUGUGGAAGGUUUUAAGACUACUUAUGAAAACGUCGACUUAGUUCUUAUCAGGGAAAACACUGAAGGUGAGUAUUCUGGUAUCGAACAUAUAGUUUGCCCAGGCGUUGUUCAAUCCAUUAAAUUGAUCACAAGAGAUGCCUCUGAGAGAGUCAUUAGAUAUGCUUUUGAAUAUGCAAGAGCCAUUGGUAGACCAAGAGUCAUCGUAGUACAUAAGUCUACCAUCCAAAGAUUAGCGGAUGGUCUAUUCGUUAAUGUCGCCAAAGAAUUAUCCAAGGAAUACCCUGAUAUCACUUUAGAAACUGAACUUAUUGACAACAGUGUAUUAAAGGUUGUCACCAACCCAUCCGCCUAUACAAACGCCGUCUCUGUUUGCCCAAAUCUAUACGGUGAUAUUUUAUCUGAUUUGAACUCUGGUUUAAGUGCUGGUUCUUUAGGCUUAACGCCAUCUGCCAAUAUCGGUCAUAAGAUUUCGAUCUUUGAAGCUGUUCAUGGCUCUGCUCCUGAUAUUGCCGGUCAAGAUAAAGCAAAUCCAACUGCUCUUCUUUUAUCAUCAGUAAUGAUGUUAAACCACAUGGGCCUAACCAACUAUGCUGAUCAAAUUCAAAAUGCAGUCUUGUCUACUAUCGCGUCCGGUCCAGAAAACAGAACUGGUGAUUUAGCGGGUGCUGCAACAACUUCCUCUUUCACUGAGGCAGUCAUUAAGAGGUUAUAA